This is a messenger RNA of Carassius gibelio (silver crucian carp), 5905 nucleotides long. RefSeq names its product coiled-coil domain containing 92Bb (gene ccdc92bb). Bases 3693 to 4613 code for a protein of 306 amino acids. The record is from RefSeq and is a predicted model, not a curated record. NCBI's taxonomy places the organism in Eukaryota, Metazoa, Chordata, Actinopteri, Cypriniformes, Cyprinidae. The transcript has 3 exons.
UUACUGAGAUUGCUGACCUUGAAACGCGUUGCGGUGAUAAUAGUCGUAAUAGCCUAAUGGAGGUGUAGUUUAAAGAAAUAGUCAAGAUUAUAUGUAAGGAUAAAAAAGAACCGUUACGAUAUUGUUUUCAUACGUUUCAGCAGAAUCAGCUGUCAAUAAUCAGUGUUUCAUACACUUAGUUGAUCCAUCAUUUGUUGACAUAUUCCAUGGAUCAGUGCGUGAAGGUUUAUGGCUGGGUAGUUACUGUUGAAAACGAUGUGAAAACGGCAUAAACAUAGUAAAGGAACAAUUAAGUCAUCGACAUUAAGAUUUUGUGCUUUUUAUGAAGAAAACACCUUGGUUUGCCAAUAUAUAUUCGCCUUAAAGACGAUAGAUUGCGAUGUUUACAUGCUCCAGUCGCCGUUACGCAUUUCCUGGGUCUGAAUGUCCCGGAUGCAUAGAUGACAUAAUGCUGAUUUUAAACUGAAUCUGCUGGUGCUGAUGUUGUAACAAAAUAUGCGUUUUAAGAUUCAUAGUAAGCCAUCUGAAAUGUUGUUAUUGGUGCAUAAAGUGGCCAAAAAAAAAAAACACUCUUAAAAUGUCUAUAAAAAUGUAUGUCUUUUUCACUAAAACAAAACAGCCUAUCAAACCAAGUGGCAUUGCAACAGUCAAGCUCUGGAAGUAAAAUCCCCAUUAAUUUUCUCCAUAUUGGAAAUUAUAUUGAAGACUGGCAUAAUGAAAGCUGCAAGGUUGUUAAUCGAUGGUAUUGUUGAAGCCAUCAGCUUGCAUUAUAUCAAUUUAUUUUCUAAAUAAUCGUGUUCAACAUUGAAGGCCCUGGGGAAAAACGGCAUUACUCAUGAUUCUGCAGAGAUUACCAUCAGAUAAAAAAAUUGAGUGAAUUCAAGAUCUAGUGAUCACAAAUGGAAAUCACUUAAUGGAAGUGACCAUCACUUGUUCCCUUUGCUAACGGACUUAUGUAAAGGGAUUCAGUUAUCCACUUUUGUUUGGAACAUCCAUAUAAAUGGAAUUCCUUUCCAAAGUGUCCUUCAAGAGUGCAAAAAAGCCAUUUGGAAUUCACCCUUAGAGUUAAAUGAAGCACUGCAAAUAACAUACAGUAGACUCUGUUUUCCUAUGCUCUUAAAUUGCUUAAAUGUGUGUUGCAAUUUUAUAUUUCUCCAUAAUUUUUUAUUCAUUGACACUGCUUAUUGUAGGAACCGGUUGUUUUUAUCUUCAUAUGGGCACGUUUUAUAAUUACCUCAAUAAAUGUAUCUGUGUUGAUUUUUAUGUCAAAUACUUAAAUUUCACCAGCUCAGUCAGUAAGGAUUUCAUAAUCUGUAACCAAUAAAAUUUUAUCAACAUCAACAACAGCCAUCUUUAAACUGCAAAGAAAUGAAACUCCUGACAUGGCAUUUAUGUUUACUUGUACAGGCUGCCAAAUAUGUAAAAAACAAUGUAAAAAGCCUACAUUAUAUACAAAGAAUAAAUACAAUUUAUAAAAUUUAUUAAAAAAAUAAAUAAUUGAAGAAAGAACAGGAGUUCAUUACAGGGCUACAAUAGUAUGACAAAAAUAACAUCAUUGUUGAUUAUCACGCCGCCUUCACACUGGCAGUUGAAAUCAGCUCCGUAAUACACAAUACUCCCCCAGUGGACGUCGUACUACACUGCUGAAAAGCUUCGGAAGCGAGUAGAACAAAAAUGGCGGAGAGAUUAGAACGAUUGAUAUUGUCUGUAUCUGAAUGUGCAUGUCAGGUCAGCUAAAUGUGAUAUAGUGGUAUAUAGGGCUGCAACAACCCUGCACUCCAGCGAGAGAGACCGAGUGUGUCCGAGAGCGGGGGCCACGAUAUUUAAUUAUUCAUUUUAAUUGUAUUAACUGCCCUUAUAAUGUUAGAAAAUCAUGAAAAUAAAAAAAUGACAUGACAACUUAUCGUUAUAUAAUCAUUAUUUAUUUUAUUAAAAGUUAUGAAUUCAGGUUUGUUUAUCAGUACCAUAGCAAUGCCAACUUCCGCUGGAAUUGACGGAUAGGAACCGUCCGUAGCCUUUCGCAAGAGUUCAAAAUUUUGAAUGCAUCCGGAUGACCAACGGACACGAUUUUUUGCGCACCGCACUCGUUUGGACCCGGUUCGUAGCCAUUCGCAUGCGGUCUGCGAAUCUCCAUAGGAAAUGAAUGACUUCCGGUCGUUUCGUAGCCGUAUCGGAGCUAAUUUCAACUGCCAGUGUGAAGGCGGCGUCACUCUGGAUAUAGUCAUAAUAAUAGCAUUUUUGUGUUUGGGGGAAUGGCUUAUUCUGGCUACAAAGUCCAAUUCUGACUACAAAGAGAAAACAAACUAAGAACUGGUCAUGCAUUUAUUAUUAUUAUUAUUAUUUUAUAUGCUUUAGAAUAUCCAGGAAAGUGAGCAAUGAUUAUUUCCCAUCAUUGACUUCAGUCUAGCAUGAGUAAGCACUCUCAAAAUCGCAGAAGCUGUCUACAAUUUGAAAUUAAUCUUAUUUAUGCACUUUGUUGUUUACAAUGACAAAAAAACUUAAGAGUGAAGAAUUUAGCCAGUUUAAGCAUGCAUUGAUCAUUACUUAAAGGGGUCAUAGGAUGCCCAUUUUCCACAAGUUGAUAUGAUUCUUUAGGGUCUUAAUGAAAAGUGUGUAACAUACUUUGGUAAAAAAUUAUCAAUGGUAGUAAAACAGAGCAAGCUGUUUUGUAGCAUUUUCCUUUAAAUGUUAAUGAGCUCUGCUGACCCCGCCUGAGAGACUGUUUACUUUACAUUAUUACAUCCAACACCUCAAUCGCUUAGGUGUCAUUCUUGUCUACAUUUGCUUCAUUGGUGAAACAAUUGAGGACUGAUGACAGCUCACUCAGGGCAGGUCUAAGGUAAGACACCAGUCUAGUCUGUGCUGAAAAGCCACUGUCAAUCAAACUAUCGUGGGAGGGGCCGGUCUCUGUGACAUCACACAGACAGGCAUCUGAGAUCGGCUCAUUUGAGAAAACUAGAUUAAGAAAAAAAAAACACUGGGUGUUUGUUUUUAUUAUUAGAGGGUAGUUGUGUACACACAAAUUUCAGUUCAAACAACUUGUAAAAGUGAAUGUAGCAUCCGAUGACCAAUUUAUGCAUUCCGAAACUAGUUGAUGUUAAAACUGCAAUAAAUGUGUAAACAUAAAUCUGAUGCAACGUGAGCAGAUUUCUUUCACAUUUCAGUUUAAUCAUUUCAGCCAUUAUAGAUAUAUUCUAAUUAUGCAGUGGGGUUUUAUUUAUUUCACUUUAAUUUCUGGCCCAUUUUUGUCUUUUUGUCCAGUUUUCAAAUACUUUUCUGCUAUGUUCUGCUACUUUUCUAUGUUGUGAUUCACCUUACAGCUGUUUCGUUCAUGGCUUGUAAUUCUUUUUUAUAAAAAGAUAAAUAAAAGUAAAAAAAAAAAAAAACUUAUGAAAAAAUAUGAAUGUGAAAAAUACUUCUGGAACCAUAGCUGCUGAAAAAGUUGGCAAAAACUCUUUAUUAGACAAGUAAAAAUAAAGGCUGGGGCUUUAUUUUUGACGCAUCUCCUCGCUAACUCUAGCUCACAUCAGACUGGCGGUUGGAGGGGAAUGGUUAAUGGAGAUUAGUGUGCUUCCACUUUUAAUUAAUUGUUUGGCCUAAGUAAAGGAAGUGUUUACUUUGUAUUGACAUACUAACAAUUUUAACUUGAUUGUAAACAGGUGCUGUAACCCGCCAACAUCUAGGAGCCUUCCAUGGAUAGAUCCACAUUUACCCAACAGGUGGAGAGCGUUGAGCGUAAUGUAGCAUUUUUGCAACAGGAACACCGCAUCCUCCUUAGCGGUCUACGGCUAGAGAUCCGCAACCUGAAGAAACGAUGCAAUGAGCUGAGUUGUGAACUAAGUGAAAGAACACCAGUAAAAAGCCGAGAAGGUAAGUAUCAGAUUUCACAAGAUUCCAGUCUUUCCCACAUGUUCCCUCAACUACAUGUUUUUACAGAUAUCGAACUAGAGGAAGAGCUUCUGCAGGCACGAUUACUAGAGACAGAGCAGCAUCUGGCUGAGGAGGAAAGCACCCUGGUGGAGCUGCGGUCGGAGCUACGGAAAAAGGGGGCACUUGCGAGCGCACUGCAGGUUCGACUUCGAGAUGAAGAGCGGCGAUUCCUGGAGGAGCUAAAACGACGCAGUCAUAAGAUUACAACAUUGAGUCGUGAUCUCCGCAAGCAGACUGACCUGGCCGCUCAGCUCUCCUUCCAACUGCAUUCGGCACAGUUUCGAUUGUAUCACCAGACAGAAGACUACGAGGAAGAGGAUGAAGAAGAAGAGGAUGAAGGAGGCACCAUGCAGGAAUCAGAAUGGACUGCAAAUUCUCCAUGGACAUCUCCAGUAUUGGCGGAAAGUCCACGUCAAAGCCGAGCUUCAGGAAGGGUGCGGAGAUCAGAAAGAGUGAGGGAAUGCGUGCCCCGCGAAAGGGUGCUUGGGCCCGAAGAGGCACGCCCCAUGCCUGAUCCCGCUCUUUUCCUUUAUCCUUUCAGACAUAGGCUCCUCCCCUUGCACAGGUCACUUGGAGGUCACUGGAGAGAAGGUGGCCUUUCAAGGAUGCCAGAAGCUCGAAUAGGUAGAUUCAGAGACCGACCACUGAGGGAGGACAUUGGACCAGAAACAACUGAGUUAUAAAGGGCAACAGUGCCCUUUAUUCAAUGGCCUUGGUUCUGGAGGGAUUUUUCCCAUUCAUUUUUCCUAUAGAGUUUUUUUUUAAAGGUGCUGUAUGCAAUUUUUUUUCGCUGUACUGAAGCAUAAAAAUACCAUAAUAUGUUUGCAGGUAUGUAGGAAACACGCUACGUUCACAUGCUUAUUCCUCAAAAAAAACAAAGCGACAGCCAGUUAUUCUGCUUUGAAAUGUGUGUUCCUUGUCUGAAUGUCUGUUUUUUUUUUUUGUUCUGUGUGAUUCCGCCCACUGCUAAUUUACCCAAUAGUAUUUCGACACACUUGGUUGCCAGUUAACGGAAAAAUUCUCAGUACUGCAGCCAUGGAAGCGAGCAAACAAACUGGAUCAGAGAUCGCAGAUUCCACCCUACCAAAAAAGCCUUGGCAUUCAAGCCUUGGUUCUCAAUCUGGCAACCUGCAAUCUUUUGAAUUUGGAUCGCAGUACCCAUUCCAACUGCUAGAUAUCAAUAUCACAUACUGCACCUUUAAAAGGUGAAUCGCAAACAUUACAAAAUGUUUGAUUUUAAGCAAAGAGUGUUUGAAAAUCAGAUGAACACAAUGAUACAAAAGUGAAAGAAAUGUAUUCUAAUGAGGCAUUGCAAAUGUCAUAACCAAAAAAAAUAUCUCUGCAUCAUUCACUGUAUAUCUUGGGAGUGGACUUUGGAUUGGUGUACUCUGAUUUUCUAAAUAUUUACUGAAUGUAGUUUUUCACCAGGAAUUUAAAAAAAUUAUAAAAACAAACAAAAACAAGUUUACAUAAUGUGGGCUGGUGGCAUAUACAAUCGAUUAGCAACCUCAUAGUUUAAAGUAGGUCUGUCUUUAAAGGUUUAUAUGUUAUUGUUGAAAAUCCAUUGCCCUAUGGAGAAAGUGAAUGGGAUUUUGACUUCCAGAACCUGAUUGUUGCAUUCUAGAAACUUCCUAGCAAAGUUGUAAGGAAAGUUACAGAGUAACUCUCGAGUUACAGAGCACCUGAAACCUACAUUGUGAUGUCCAUUUUUGAAAUCUGUCUUUGUUGAAUCCAGAAGACUCUAUAACCGAGUAUUCACUUUCCAUGCAGUCAUCAUUUGUGUCAAUGAAGUGAAUUAUUCUUAUCACAUUAGACACACUUUAGAAGAACAGCAAGGGCAGAUGCAGGUAAACAGGUGUAUUAUAUUGUUUUUGUGUUUUUGGUUUCUCUGUCUCUAUUAGAAAAGAGCUUUAUGAUGUGUUGAAUAUAUAUGAAGUGAAACUUGGUUUAUUUAUUAAAUAUUACAAAAAUGGUU